Brassica napus (rape) is the source of this 1318-nucleotide messenger RNA. RefSeq lists its product as uncharacterized. NCBI's taxonomy places the organism in Eukaryota, Viridiplantae, Streptophyta, Magnoliopsida, Brassicales, Brassicaceae. The record is from RefSeq and is a predicted model, not a curated record. Bases 427 to 1110 code for a protein of 227 amino acids. The transcript has 7 exons.
GUAUGCAAAUACGCAAAUUGUAAAGCAAAUGUAUAUUUCUGUCGCCUCAUGUAUGAACACAUAGAUACAUGAAAUAUAUUCAUUCUGUUUAUGGUCUACGAUACUAUUGCACGAUGGUUUUGUUACCUUUUAAAUAAUAGGAGUAUUUUUUUCUAAUCAAGCAGACGUUUGUGGUUGUCUUUCCAAUCAUGAAUAAUUAACUAUUUGUUAAACAAAAAUCUAUAUCUUACUAUUGCAAACUAAUGAAUAAGAAAAUUAAUGAGAACCAAAGGAACUCUACAUUAUUAUACAUUUUUAUUAUUUUUCGGGUCACAUAUAUAGUUUUUGCUUUUUAUUCGGAGCUAGGGUUUUAUUUGUAUCUUUCAAUGUUUGAACUCUUUAGAAAUCUGUUUCUUUAGUUUUUUCUUGUGGGGUUUGGUGUGUUUAAUGGCGAAUCAUUCAUGGUUAAGCGGCGAUUGGAAUCACCCGAAUGCGUACUUCAGAAACUCCAUGACGUCGCCUGAAAGCUCAGAGAUGAGACACCACUCGGGAUAUUGGAGCUCCGAAGAACAAGCAAUUCUCGAAGAUGGUCUUGCUAGAUAUUCGUCGGAACCGAGUAUUUCACGUUACGCGAAAAUAGCGUUAGAGCUUCAGAACAACAAGACCAUUAGAGACGUAGCUACGCGUUGCAGAUGGAUGCAUACGAAAGAAAAUAACAAGAGAAGAAAAGAAGACCACAAGGUGUCGGGAAGAGCCAGGGUUGACAAUCAGGAGGUUAUUGAUAUGGUGGUGGCUUCAAACUCAGCUACACAUAUGUUUGCAUCAUCACAUCUUCUUAGAGAAGAAGAUGGGAUCAAUAGCGAGCUUCUUAAACAGAAUGAACAACUCCUCAGUCAGAUUUCUGCAAAUCUAACAAAUUUCAAUCAGAUUUCUACAAAUGUCACAUCCUUGAGGUUAACAAAAAACUUGACUCUCUUUUGCAAGAGCAGAGACAACAUCAGGAAACUUCUCACAAAUUUGAGUGAGAAUGCCCCGGAGCAGAUGAAGCAUAUGCCACCAUGGCCGGAGAAAUUGAGAGAUGAUCAUGAUGAGCUACUUGAUUCAAUCCUUCCUCCCUCACCUAUACAAUGAACUACUCUUUCUCUUUUUCUUUCUUUGCAAUUCAAUUCUUCAGGACAUUAUUUUUUAUUUUGUUUUCAAUUGGAUUUCAGUUAUUAGGUUUUCUCCCAGUAGAAGCCCUAGCUUACAGCAGAAGUUUAGAUAUUUGUAACUGUAUCAAACAAAGAACAUUUGAUGCAAAAGCAUUUCCGUUGUUAAAUGUCAAGAUUAGUCGAGCCAA